Messenger RNA from Parus major (Great Tit), 1836 nucleotides. RefSeq names its product glycosyltransferase 1 domain containing 1 (gene GLT1D1). Lineage: Eukaryota; Metazoa; Chordata; Aves; Passeriformes; Paridae. The coding region runs from base 703 to 1611 and encodes 302 amino acids. The record is from RefSeq and is a predicted model, not a curated record. The transcript has 14 exons. Gene Ontology annotation, molecular function: glycosyltransferase activity.
UUUUUGGGAAAGGAGCAGGGCUGGGUGCUGUCCUGGCACCUGAGGCACCCUGUGGCCAUCACCCUGCUGUGCUGGGCAGGAUGGGCCAGCAGGGAACUGAAACAUCCUCACCCAGCUCAGCUGCAGGGCUUCCCUAAACUCAAACCAUAACCAGAGUCCUGCACACACACACACACACACAGCUGCAAAGGGGCAAAAAGGAGAUUUAUGUCCAGAAGUAAAAGUGCCUUUGGUUCCCAGGCUCUGCCACCAAGAUAAUUCACAUUUUCCAAGGUGUAUUUAUCUGCCUGACUGCACUUUAAGGAAAAAUAAGCAGCUGGUUUGUGAUUUCUUGUUAGAGGUGUCACAGGUCUCCUGAGCCUUAUCUUGGCCACCAGAUGAGUGAAUGUUCUGUGGAAGUGAAGCUCAGGUAUAAAUGUGAAAGGAUCUAGACUGUUUCUUUUCUUGUUCAUUUUACAGCUACACUGGGUCUGACUGUUCCAGCUGGAAAAAGACCCCAAGACUCAGAACAAAAACCAAAAUGAGUGCAACCCUGGACUUCUUGCAACAAAAUAAGGUCAAAAUAUUAUUGGAGAGUAUUCCUUAGGAGUUGUUUUUCAUCUCUCAUCUUCAAGGGAGAAGGCACCCAAGAGGGCCCCAAACUGCACUCCAAGGGAUCAUCUCCAUGCUGCAGGUCACACCUGUGUUCUCAAAGAUGCUUUCAUGUAUGGGAGUCCAGCUGAAAUAGCAAAUCUGAGCUCCACAGAUGAGUUUGAUGCAGCCCUGGCCAUUCACCUCUAUAAAGCAGGCAGACUGCUGCAAGGGAGCAGAAUUCCUUUUGGAAUCAUCUUUGGUGGGACAGAUGUAAAUGAAGAUGUCAAAUGCAGAGAGAAGUGCCAGGUGAUGGGAGCAGUGCUGCAGGAAGCCAGGUUUGCAGUGGCUUUCUCGGUGGAAAUGAAGGAGCUGGCAGCAGCAGAGUGGCCAGAUGCUAGGAAGAAAAUAUAUGUCCAGAGUCAAGGAAUUAAGACUACACCCAGUGAAACAUUUGACUGGUACAGAUUUCUACAAAAUGCAGACAUUCCCACAGACACAGACAGUUUACAUCUGUUUCUUCUGGUGUGUGGGCUCCGGAGAGUCAAGGACCCUCUGUAUUUAGUAGAAGUUUUCUCAGAUUGGCACAGAAAGGAUCCCAGUGUCCACCUGGGCAUUAUUGGACCUGCAGUUGAUCCCCUUUUUAGCACUGAAGUUAAGGAGAAGGUUAAAAGGCUCCCUGGGGUGCACGUGCUGCAGGAGCUGCCCCAGCAGGAGCUGCACGCCGCUGUCAGGAGAAGCUUUGCCGUGGUGAACAGCUCCAUGUCAGAGGGGAUGUCUGCUGCCAUCCUGGAGGCAAUGGAUUUAGAUAUUCCAGUGCUGGCAAGGAACAUUCCUGGGAAUGCAGCAAUAAUAAAACACAGGGAAACAGGACUGCUGUUUUCAACUCCCCAGGAGUUUGUUAUGCUGUCCAAGAGUUUAAUGAACGACCCCAUUAUGGAAAAGGAAAUUAUAACACGGGCCAAAGCCUACGUGAAGAAACAUCAUUGCUGGGAAGGUGAAAGGAAAACCUACCAGACUCUGGUGCUGAGACUGCAGUGACUUUGCAGGAGUGCAGCUGGCAGCCACUGGAGCUCUGUAACGAUGGAAAUGUCACUAGCUUUGGCUUUGUCUUGGCUGCUGUUUACAGGGCUGGGCAGAGGGGCAGUGUUACUGUGCUGGCACAUACCCAGAGCACCCAGAGCCUGCCAGCUGUGCAGCUCUGUUCCAGCUGUGCAGCUCUGUGCCAGCUGUGCAGCUCUGUGCCAGCUGUGCAGCCCAGCCCUG